AUGCACGCAAUAACGGCAACAAAAGCAACAACAUCGACAACAAUAACCAAUGCUGCAACAACUCCAACAAUAAAUACAAGAGCAAUAUCAACGACGACAAAGGGAGCUCCAAGACAAACACCAAGCACAACAACAACUAAAUAUGACUCACAAAGACUGAAAAUGACGAAGGGCAUUCUUACUGUUGGCACUUGGAAUGUUCGAACACUAUGGGCAACUGGAAAAUUGGAACUAUUAAGAAAUGAAAUGAAGAGAUAUAAAUACGACAUCAUCGACAUCUCAGAAGUACAGUGGACAGGCAAAGGUGAAACAUCAAAUGGCAACUUCAUCUGGUCAGGAGAAGCCAGUACACACAGUAAAGGUGUUGGAAUAUUACUCAGUACAAAAGCCAAAAAGUCAGUUUUAGGCUACAAUCCAAUCAACUCAAGAUUAAUUACUGCAAGAUUCAAUGCGACCCCAUUCAACAUAACAAUCAUCAAUGUAUAUGCUCCAACAUCGGAUGCACCAGAAGAUGACAUCGAGACAUUCUAUGACAACCUGGAAGAUGCUGUGGCACAAACGCCAAAAAAAGAUGUCCUCGUCAUAGUUGGAGAUUGGAAUGCAAAGGUGGGAAAUGACAGCACAGGAUGGGAAUCUAUUAUGGGCAGAUACGGUUAUGGAGAUAGGAAUGAACGUGACGAACGGUUAUUAGAGUUUGCAACAUUACACAAUUUAUUCAUUUGCAAUACAAGGUUCCAACAAAAAUCAAGUCGAAAAUGGACAGGGGAAUCACCGAGUGUUGUGCACAAGAACAUGAUUAACUUGAUCACCAUACAACAACGUUGGAAAACAUUCGUCAUCAACUGCAGAACGUUUCAAGUUGCAGACAUCAGCUCUAACCACUCCCUAGUGUUAUGCAAUAUUAAAUUAAACACUGAAGAAUCUACGCAAUAAACCAAGACACAAUCAUCGAAUUGACAUGAAUCAACUCAAAGAUCAACCAACAAGACAAACCUACCAAGCAAAACUAGCAAACAACUUAAACAAGAUCUAUCCAAACUCCAGUAUCGAAGACUAUGCUGUACAAAUCGGUAAAGCAGUCAAAGAAGCAUUACAGUCAAGUGUAACUAAUACAAAAACAAUCGAAAAGCCCUGGAUCUACACCCAAACAUACAAUUUAGCAGACGAAAAACGAAAAGCAAAACAAACAGAGCAUCUGUCAACAGAACACAACAAAAUAUACAAAGAUCUCUGUAAC
This is a messenger RNA of Rotaria sp. Silwood1, 1237 nucleotides long. The record is from the annotation of a GenBank genome assembly. NCBI's taxonomy places the organism in Eukaryota, Metazoa, Rotifera, Eurotatoria, Philodinida, Philodinidae.